Molecule: messenger RNA, 725 nt
Organism: Glycine soja
Lineage: Eukaryota; Viridiplantae; Streptophyta; Magnoliopsida; Fabales; Fabaceae
Product: auxin-responsive protein SAUR23-like
Exons: 1
Coding region: 70-357 (95 amino acids)
Biological process (GO): response to auxin
Source: RefSeq, a predicted model, not a curated record
AGCCUUUUCCAUCCAACUCAACUGUGAAAAGCAAUAACCUCUGACAAGUACUUACCGAUAUAUACUACUAUGAUGGCUAUUCGUUUGCCAAGUGCCUUGAGUGCUAGACACAUUCUUCGCCGGUCUAAUGCAGCUGCAACAUCACUGGAUGUGCCUAAAGGGUGCUUUGCUGUGUAUGUAGGAGAAGGUGAAAAGAAGAGAUUUGUUAUACCAGUGUCAUUGUUGAAUCAGCCUUCAUUUCAAGAACUGCUAAGUAUAGCCGAGCAAGAAUUUGGCUUCACUCAUCCAAUGGGUGGCCUUACUAUUCCCUGCAAAGAAGACAUUUUUGUUAACAUCACCUCUGGCUUACAUAUAUAGGCUAUGACAUGAUGCAGCCAAAGUAAAUCUGAAGACUUUUUUUGGUUGCAUAGUUUUUGCCUUUCAACAUGGGGUUGUGAAAAGUUGACCCAUGCAGAAAGGUUUACUAUGUAGUUGAAUUUUCAGAUUAUGUUGGAAGUGUAUCAUAGGCAAAGAACAUAAAGGGAUAAAAAACAUUACUAUAUUUCAUGUUGUUCAUUAAUUUUUUUUUCCUCUUCUUUUAGUUCUUUCUGUGAGAACUUGAAGGCGAUCUUUCACUGCUGAUAAUUAUCUAGGUACUAAUCUGGGUUUAGGUACCACUUGUACCUAGAUUACUGAUAAUAAAAAAAUAGGUACUGAUCUGGAAUUGAAAGUAACUUUGAUGGCCU